Messenger RNA from Sodiomyces alkalinus F11, 600 nucleotides. RefSeq lists its product as hypothetical. The record is from RefSeq and is a predicted model, not a curated record. Gene Ontology annotation, cellular component: mitochondrial inner membrane peptidase complex. NCBI's taxonomy places the organism in Eukaryota, Fungi, Ascomycota, Sordariomycetes, Glomerellales, Plectosphaerellaceae. The transcript has 4 exons. The coding region runs from base 1 to 600 and encodes 199 amino acids.
AUGUCUCCACCGUGCCUUGCUUUCCCGGUCUCGGAGCUCCCGCUUCACGUCCAGGCAGAUGUCAAGGGCAGGAAACGCAAGCUUGAAGGUGGCGGGAACGUGGACCUGACUCGGUGCGAGCUGAAGGAGUUGACACAAUACCGUUGUUUCGUCGAUGACCCGGCACUACCCGGAAGCCCUGUGCGAUGCUGGGCUGUCAAUCGCUUCUUCCGCCAGGACAAAAAGGGCGUUUUUAUGGUCGAGACGUCGGCGUGGGAAGGCUUGAAGGAUAGAUCGCAACUCUCUAAUUUGAGCCAGCGCAAGCAGACUCACUUAAAGCUGAAAGCCAUGGGUAACCAGGUCGCACAAGAGGACGAAAAUGAGCGCUUCGUUAAUUCUCAACUAUAUCCCAGGUUUCUCCCAUCACUUCCCUGGGCCAAGUCACAUCGGACAAAAGAGACGGAAGCAGCAGAAGUCCUGGACCCAUAUUGCACACAGUUUUGGUACAAACCGGCUGCCAGUUGGACCAGCGCAGUUCACGCUUUCAAUUCUUCGUCUAAGUGUUCGGAAUCCUCCCACCGCAGUCCCGUCCAAACAUCUACCCAACCAACCCUUCGAUAA